Messenger RNA from Epinephelus moara (kelp grouper), 8848 nucleotides. Its product is annotated as poly [ADP-ribose] polymerase tankyrase-2-like. NCBI's taxonomy places the organism in Eukaryota, Metazoa, Chordata, Actinopteri, Perciformes, Serranidae. The record is from RefSeq and is a predicted model, not a curated record. The transcript is spliced from 30 exons. The coding region runs from base 301 to 4041 and encodes 1246 amino acids. Gene Ontology annotation, cellular component: nucleus; cytoplasm. Gene Ontology annotation, molecular function: NAD+ poly-ADP-ribosyltransferase activity; protein binding.
UUGGUCCUCAUCAGCUCAUCUCUCCGUGUUUUAACAUCCGUGUUAGCGUCUCUUCCUCCAGCCUCUCCUUCUCUCCAUCCUCCCCGACGAGCCGCUGCUGGAGGCGGAGGAGGAAGAUGAUGGAGGACCGGAGCGUGUCCGCCUGUCUGCCGGGGAGGAUUUAACGCAGCGAGGGCCAAUAAACGGAAAUAAUAUUCCUCUAAUAUUCCUUUAAUAUUCCUGUAAUAUCCCUGUAAGAGCGCUGCAGGGUCUCCCGGUGUGUCUGCGGUGCUCCACAGGAAGCGGAGCUCAUCGUCCUGCAUGGCCUCUGUGGCUGCAGGGUUCUGGGGUACUGCUGCCUGCUGCUCGCACUCCAAAUUCUCCAGAACCGGCAGUCUGAAACUGGGACGAGGCCGUUCACCACCAGCCAUGUUGUCCAGUCGGAGGUGUUCGGGUGUGUCCGGUCUUGCGGGCGGAGCGGUGUCCCCGGGGCCAGUGGUGGCAGAGGUUGUGGAGCCAGGCGGGGGGUCGGGGGAGGCCAAGAGGGAGCUGUUCGAGGCCUGUCGGAGCGGAGACCUGGAGCGAGCUCGCAAACUGGUGACGGCCGAGAACGUGAACAGCCGGGACACAGCGGGGAGGAAGUCGACACCGCUGCACUUUGCUGCAGGUUUCGGUCGGAAAGACGUUGUUGACUUCCUCCUCCAGAAUGGAGCCAACGUGCACGCCAGGGACGACGGAGGGCUGAUAUCCCUCCACAACGCCUGCUCCUUUGGGCACGCUGAGGUGGUGAGCCUGUUGCUUCACCACGGGGCGGAGGCUAAUGCCAGAGACAACUGGAACUACACUCCGCUUCACGAGGCAGCUAUCAAGGGCAAGAUUGACGUUUGUAUAGUGUUGCUGCAGCAUGGUGCCGAGCCGACCAUCAGGAACACAGAUGGUCGGACGGCUCUGGAUCUGGCAGAACCGUCUGCCAAAGCAGUUCUGACAGGUGAAUACAGAAAAGAUGAGCUUCUGGAGAGUGCAAGGAGCGGUAAUGAGGAGAAGCUGAUGGCUCUGCUGACACCGCUCAAUGUCAACUGUCACGCCAGCGACGGAAGAAAGUCGACACCGUUACACCUGGCCGCCGGCUACAACCGCGUCAAGACUGUCCAACUGUUACUGCAGCACGGUGCGGAUGUGCACGCCAAGGACAAGGGAGAUUUGGUUCCUCUUCAUAACGCCUGUUCAUACGGUCACUAUGAGGUCACUGAGCUACUGGUAAAGCAUGGAGCCUGUGUUAACGCCAUGGACCUGUGGCAGUUCACUCCUCUUCAUGAAGCUGCCUCAAAGAACCGUGUUGAGGUGUGUUCUCUCCUGCUGAGUUAUGGAGCCGACCCCACCUUCCUCAACUGUCACAAUAAAAGCUCCAUCGACCUCGCUCCCACCACGCAGCUUAAAGAACGACUGGCCUAUGAGUUCAGAGGUCACAGCCUGCUGCAGGCAGCCAGGGAGGCCGACGUGCUGCGAGUCAAGAAGCACCUGAAUCUGGAGACCAUCAGCUUCAAACAUCCACACACUCAGGAGACCGCACUGCAUUGUGCGUCUGCCUCUCCGUACCCGAAGAGGAAACAAGUGUGUGAAAUUCUGCUGAGGAAGGGCGCCAACGUCAACGAGAAGAAUAAAGACCUGCUGACCCCUCUCCACAUAGCGUCAGAGAAAGCCCACAACGACGUCAUCGAGGUUUUGGUCAAACAUGAAGCCAAGGUGAAUGCGGUGGAUCACCUCGGCCAGACGGCGCUGCAUCGAGCUGCUCACUGCGGACACCUGCAGACCUGCAGACUGCUGCUGACCGCCGGCUGCGACCCGCUGCUCACGUCACUGCAGGGACUGUCAGCUUCACAGCUGGGCAACGAGAGCGUGCAGGAGAUACUGCAAGCAGAGGGAGUUUUGAUCGGGAACUCUGAGGUGGACCGACAGCUGCUGGAAGCCUCCAAAACAGGAGAUCUGGACAUUGUCAAGAAGCUCUGCACGAUGCAGAAUGUGAACUGCAGGGAUGUGGAGGGUCGACAGUCCACGCCGCUGCACUUUGCCGCCGGCUACAACCGGCUGGCUAUUGUCCAGUUCCUGCUGCAGCACGGAGCCGACGUGCACGCCAAGGAUAAAGGCGGUCUGGUUCCUCUCCAUAACGCCUGCUCAUACGGUCACUAUGAGGUCGCUGAGUUGUUGGUCCUCCAUGGCGCUGUGGUGAACGUGGCCGACCUCUGGAAGUUCACACCGCUGCACGAAGCUGCCGCCAAGGGCAAAUAUGACAUCUGUAAACUCCUGCUGCAGCACGGUGCCGACCCAACCCGGAAGAACCGGGACGGGAACACCCCUCUAGAUCUGGUGAAGGACGCCGACACGGACAUCCAGGACCUGCUGCGGGGCAACGCCGCGCUGCUGGACGCCGCCAAGAAAGGCUGCCUGGCCCGAGUGAAGAAACUCUGCACGCACGACAACGUCAACUGCAGAGACACACAGGGGAGACACUCCACACCGCUGCACCUGGCUGCGGGCUAUAACAACCUGGAGGUGGCGGAGUACCUGCUGCAGCACGGAGCUGAGGUCAACUCUCAAGAUAAAGGAGGACUGAUUCCUCUGCACAACGCUGCCUCCUAUGGGCACGUAGACGUGGCCGCUCUGCUCAUCAAGUACGACGCCUGCGUCAACGCCACAGAUAAGUGGGCGUUCACUCCGCUGCACGAGGCUGCUCAGAAGGGCCGCACGCAGCUCUGUGCCCUCCUAUUGGCUCACGGGGCAGACCCCACCCUCCGCAACCAGGAAGGACAGUCAUCGCUUGACUUGGUCACGGCGGAUGAUGUCCGGGCGUUGUUAACCGCCGCCAUGCCUCCCUCUGCUCUCCCCGGCUGUUAUAAACCUCAGGUCAUCAGCGUGGCAGCGUCGGCCUCAGGUGCUCCACCCAUUGCCAUGGUCCCACCACUUCUGUCCUCCUCUUCCUCUUCUUCCUCCUCCUCGUCCUCCUCCUCGGGUCUUGAAGUCGCAGCAGCGGCUGCAACCAACAGCAACGCCACCGCAGCUUCUAACGCUUCAAGCUCGUCGUCUACACCGCAGCCCUCGUCUUCUGCGUUCCCUGAGAUGUCGGCGCUGCUGUCGGCGGUCGAAGGCUCACUGGGUGCUGAGAAGAAAGAGGAAGUUCCAGGAGUUGAGUUCAGCAUCUGUCAGUUCUUGAAGAAUCUGGGACUGGAGCAUCUUCUGGAGAUCUUUGACAGAGAGCAGAUCACUCUGGAUGUGCUGGUGGAGAUGGGUCACCGCGAGCUGAAGGAGAUCGGCAUCAACGCCUACGGACACCGACACAAGAUCAUCAAAGGAGUGGAGAGGCUCAUCAGCGGGCCACAGAGUCUGAACCCCUACCUGACGUUGAAUACAGCCAACAGUGGGACGAUCCUGAUCGACCUCGCAGCCGACGACAAAGAAUUCCAGUCGGUGGAGGAGGAGAUGCAGAGUACGAUCAGGGAGCACCGAGACGGCGGCCAUGCUGGAGGAGUCUUCAACAGAUACAACCUGGUCAAGAUCCAGAAGGUUUGCAACAAGAAGCUUUGGGAGAGGUACACUCACCGCAGGAAGGAAGUUUCAGAGGAAAACCACAACCACUCCAAUGAGCGCAUGCUCUUCCAUGGCUCUCCGUUCGUCAACGCCAUCAUCCACAAAGGCUUUGACGAGCGUCACGCCUACAUCGGCGGGAUGUUCGGCGCCGGGAUCUACUUUGCCGAGAACUCCUCAAAGAGCAACCAGUACGUUCACGGGAUCGGAGGGGGGACAGGCUGCCCGCUGCACAAAGACCGCUGCUGCUACAUCUGCCACAGGCACCUGUUGUUCUGCAGGGUGACUCUGGGGAAGUCCUUCCUGCAGUUCAGUGCCAUGAAGAUGGCUCACUCACCGCCUGGUCACCACUCUGUCACCGGCAGGCCGAGCGUGAACGGUCUCGCUCUGGCCGAGUACGUCAUCUACAGAGGAGAGCAGGCGUAUCCAGAGUACCUGAUCACAUACCAGAUCAUGAAACCUGACGAGUCUGCAGACGGAUGAGGAGGAAGAGGACGAUGAAGGAAGUGUCAGAGGAGGAAAAUACGAAGAAAUGCAGAAGAAGAGAGCUCACCUUAUCCUAUCAGCUGAGCUGUGGCGUUACUAACUGCAUGCACAAAGAAAAACUUUAUUUAUACAAUGUAUAAAACAUGUAGGUUUUUAUCAGACGCCUGUUGUUUUUUUUUCUAUAGUUUGUUUUAUGCACUUUAUGAACCAUGAGUUGUUUCAUGAUGUGACGUGAUGUGACUGUUGAGUUUGUCCUUUUGUCACUAAAACAGUAUCGUCCAGUGAUUCAGGGUGCUGCGGCUUCAGAGAGGACGUGUCACUUUCAUCACAUCAGUGUCAUAGUUAGACACAAAGCACAUCGUCGCCAACGCUUAACAUGUUGUUGACAGGAUAUCUGGGAGUAAUUCCAACCCGUAAGAGACCACUCACCUGUACUACCCAGUACUGACUGAUGCCUCAGUCAAAAAAAGUCAAACAUCUUGUUUUUAGUUUGACAACUGACACCAUUUUUAUUUACCCAGCAUGCAUUUAUAGGCAUUAAUAAAAGUAAAGAUGUUUUCACAGCUAACAGUUGUUCUCAGAAACAUAAACCGUCACUGAAACUCAUUGUUUUCUGACACUGACGUUAUUGGAAGUGACUCGUCCCUUCUGAAGAGUCUCUCUCUGACAAACAUUUCCACAGACAACUCUUAUGUGUUGCCUGGCAACAUCCUAACGAGGUGAAGUAUUGGUUUUAUUUUACAAAGAUGUUGUGUAAUCUUCUUUUGUACAAGCAUGUUAGUUUAUUAACAUUUAUAAUGUUGAAAAGAAAAAUCUCUGCUGGGGUUUGGAGACAGUCUGAAGACGUGAUUUUCUUUCUGCGGCUCUGGAGAGUUCAAUACAUGAAUCAGCCUUAAUGAGAAGCAGCAUCUGAUUGGAUAGCACUGUGCUGAUCAGCCAAUCACGUGAUGUGAGAAAACCUGAAUAUGUUUAUCAGCAGCUGAAACCUUUUUUUAAGACAUACAAACGGCAGAGAUGUCCCUGAUGACCCACAAUGUCCCACAGCUCCCAAUCAAGGGGUCAUUGUUCAUUUGAUAUUUACAUUUGUAUUUAUUUUUCCUAAAUCAUGUUUUUAUUUUAUUUAUUUAUAUUUUUAUAUUAUAAAUAUUUUAUAUUUUUAUUUAUUAUUUCUUCUUUUUUGCACACUCCAGGGAAUAUCAAUCAAACCGAUGUCGGUAAAUUCAUUUUUAAAAUGGCUGGCAUUUACCUGUUUUUACAAAUAACCUCUUCUCUUAUUCAGUGAUUCUAAUACAGCUGCUGAUGAUUGACCGCAGUCCAUCAGGACUUUGUAGGCUGUAAUAAGAAUGGGAAACUAAUUUUUCUGUGCAAGAGCCAUGAAAAUGGUCAUUUUAGUUGUAAGAGAUUGACGCAGCUGUUCAGGUUGUUGUAAGUCCGGGUCGGUCGAUAUUUUGAUAGUUGACCAUAUACAGAAAAACAAAAAGAGUCGCGGGCCAAACAGUUGUAAAUGCAAAGUUUUCAAACAGUUACACAGCGAGAAAGUCAGUGUUUCUAGAUUAGAAAAGCCCAUUUGCCAUAGAAACUUAAUUUUCUUUCAAAAUUAAAAUACAACACUACUAAACAGUUUAACAUAUGACAUUACAGUAAUUUAUUGGAGUUCCCAGUUAUAAGAUGAUGGUUCGAGAUGACAGCAACAUCGUGUUUAAACCAGGCUGUGCGAUGUACAUACUGUUCAACUUAUUAGAAAUAUGCUCCAGACAUAUUUUAUCUUGUAUUUAUGAAUUCACAGUGAGCCAUUUAACAAUGGGCAGCGGGCCACAGUUGGUCCAUGGGCCGUAGUUUAGCCACCCCUGUUGUAAGUCAACCUACAGAAAUAAAACCUUUUUUUUUUUCUUUCUAACAUAUUUCUUUGUCAAACGCCAUAUGACUGGAAAACAGCUAACGUGUCAUCAGACUGAAUACUUUUUAAGUGAAGGAUUACCUUAGCACAGCUUUUACUCAAGCCCUCAGGACAAAGGCCAGGCUUUGAAGCUAAUUUUACAUAGUGGCCAAAGGUGGAAUUACAACAUCUGGGUCUGUCGUGAUCUCAUGAGAUCCAAAAAGACUUUUUCCCACAGACCUAAAUUUAAAAGAAGUGUCUGUAAAUCAGUGGAUACAUAUUUCUGAGCAGCACAACCUCCGCAAAAUGACUUAUUAUUCGGAUUUAAUCUGGAACAGCUGAACAGUUAAAUCAUUUUAUCCCCAGUCAAGUUAGCAGAGUUCUAAACCAGAAGUUAGCUACUCACAGAGGAUUUAAUAAUUUUUUAUCCUCAUUCAAAUUAGCACAGUGCCUAACAGGAAGUUAGCCGCUCAUACAUGAUUGAAUAAGUUUAUCCCCAGUCAAGUUAGCAUAGUGCUUAAUAGGAAGUUAGCUACUCAAAGAGGAUUUCAUAAUUUUUUUAUCCCCAGUCAAGUUAGCAUAGUGCUUAACAGGAAGUUAGCCACGCGCACAUAAUUGAAUAACUUUAUCCCCAGACUUAGCCCCAGUUCUGAAAUCAUCAUGAUGCCCUGUGGUUAAGGUCUGGUUAGGUUUAGGCACAGCGUUCAGCACCGCGGACAGUCGGACUAAUGGGAUGUCGAACCAAUAGGCUGUCAGACCAAUGACAUGGACCCAGUUAGCAUAGUGCUUAACAGGAAGUUAGCCACUCGCACAUGAUUUAAUAACUUUAUCCCCAGUCAAGUUAGCAUAGUGCUUAACAGGAAGUUAGCCAUGCGCACAUGAUUGAAUAACUUUAUCCCCAGGCAAGUUAGCAUAGUGCUUAACAGGAAGUUAGCCACGCGCACAUGAUUGAAUAACUUUAUCCCCAGUCAAGUUAGCAUAGUGCUUAACAGGAAGUUAGCCACACGCACAUAAUUGAAUAACUUUUUCCCCAGUCAAGUUAGCAUAAUGCUGAACAGGAAGUUAGCCACUCGCACAUGAUUGAAUAACUUUAUCCCCAGGCAAGUUAGCAUAAUGCUGAACAGGAAGUUAGCCACGUGCACAUGAUUGAAUGACUUUAUCCCCAGUCAAGUUAGCAGAGAGCUGAACCAGAAUUUACCUGGUGUAGCCAUCUUGGUUCAUCUGUCUACUGUUCCAACACCAACUCUGGUUUCUUUGAAAUUAGCCCUUCAUUUACUUAGCUAGAUGUGAAAAUAUGCCGGCUCCAUACACGCUCAAAUGUACUGUUUAUUGAAAUAGAGUCUGGUGGGUUUGGCGAUGGUGAUUUCAGGCUGUUUUUGGUUAAACAAAAAGGAUCUUGCUCUUAAACAAAAAGGUCUAUUUCUGUAGGGAUCUCCUCAAUGUCAUCAGACACCUAGAAUAACAGUGAGCCUGUCAGUGACAAAAACAAACACUUGAUGGUACGAACAUGCCCUGAGCUGAGUUUCACCUGUUUACAACCAGGCUGCUGCUGGAAACUACAGUCUGACAGUAUGACAUGAUAAAAUGCAAACUCACUGAACUCUCUGUGUCAUUCAAACAGUGUUUGAGAGCUGAUGUGCUUGAACUUUCUACAUAGCUAAUACAAUAACUGAUGAGUCUAUCUGGAUUUAAUUUACGGUACCUUUAAAAGCUCAAACCUGACCUGAUAUCACACUGAACUGCCAUUUUGUUUUUGCUUCAACAUUCUGUCUGACAUUAUCUUUGCUGUUUGUGGGGUUCGUUUCUCUCAAUCAGUCACCAGUGACUGACAUAUGACUUAUUAUGUUGAUUUAAGAGUUCUUAUUUCUGUGACUGACUUACAACAACCUAGACACCCAUCUUAUUCAUGUGAGUCUGCAAGUUAGUGGUAAUUAUUCUGGCUCUGGUACAUGGAGACGUGGACAAUUCAGUUUCCCCUUAAGUUGUAAUUGCACAGCAGGUAUACAGACAAUUUUAUCAAUUUCCGUCUCUGCAGUCGCACAGUGACAAAGCUCAUGUGGUUCACAGUUCUCAAGUCUAAAUACAUUAGUGAUGUGCCACAGCCUGAGAUCUCACACAAUAUUUAAUACAAAAAAAUAUUAUUUAGUUAUUCGUAGUUCUCCAUGUAACCCUUUCACUGCAGUGUGGCUGAAGCAUUGUAACACAAAGACAAACCUGAUUUAAAAACAGCGGUUUCAUUUCUUUGCUCUCCAGUCUUGAGUCGGACUGUUAAACCCACAGAGAGGGAAAAACAAAAAAUGAAUGUCAUGUAUGUAAAUUUACUCUGACUGUUCUGCUGUUGUGACUUCUUCUCCUGUCGUCUGUAAUGUGAAGUUAAUGGGCACUAAUGGGGACGUUUUGUGCCCUGAUGCAUGGUGCCGUGGUGCUGUCGGACUGAUCGUAGGUUCCUCAUUUCGUCUGUUUAGGCGCAGACUGGGAGGAAACCAGCAGCUGGGUGUGAAGUGUUUGAAUCCAAAAUGUGACAGUAAGCAUCUCACCGACUCUGCAAACUGAUUGAUAGAACAAAAUGGUGCUAUUUAAAGGAAAGUCCUGGGCGAAAUGAGAUCAAUGACAUUUAUGUCAGGAUUUGUGACAUUUUGGAAACAAACUUCUCACGCUGCGUGUUUGAAAGGGUCAUUAAAGGGAAAACAUUCAACCAUGAAGUGCAUUAGAUGUUAGCUAAAUAACUGAAUAUGGGUGCAGGGAGUGUGGAGGGAACUUUUUGCAUCUUUUAAAAAGAUAUGAAAUACUGAACUUUCUAAAUGUCAAGGAAAAAAAUGUUGGAGAUUUUAAACUCUAUCUGCCUACCGACCCCUUUGUUUAAUAUAUAUAAAUGAUUAUUGGUGGCUAUUUGAUGUGUUUCUGUUGCACUCAUUUUAGAUAAAUGCC